This is a messenger RNA of Ruditapes philippinarum (Manila clam), 793 nucleotides long. Its product is annotated as complement C1q-like protein 2. Gene Ontology annotation, molecular function: protein binding. The transcript has 3 exons. Lineage: Eukaryota; Metazoa; Mollusca; Bivalvia; Venerida; Veneridae. The record is from RefSeq and is a predicted model, not a curated record. Bases 122 to 694 code for a protein of 190 amino acids.
AUUAUAGGUAACCUGAAGUGUUUAGAAAAUCUGCUUUACAAAGCAUAGUACUGUUAUUUGAAACUACCAUUUUAAGAUUUCUACAAUAUCGAUCGAGGAAAUAGUUCGAAAAAGAAACAGAAUGAAUAAAACAGAAUUUCAAGCUAUGAAAGGGUCUGUAAGCAUGCGUCUGGAUGAGAAGGGUGUUUUCAAGCGUCUAGAGGAUGAGAUGGCUUCCAUGGCAACGAGGAUCCCUAGUUUGGAGAAGAAAACGAGACUCGUUAUGAAAAGAUGUGGAGUUUAUGGAAUAGAAAAGGGUGAUGACAGCGGACCCGCUUUCACGGCCUGUCUAUCAACCAACACAAUGUUUAAAGGUGGCGAGAAACUUUUCUUUGACGAAGUUUUAACUAAUGAUGGAGAUGGGUUCGAUCCCUACACAGGGGAGUUUACUGUUCCGGUGUCUGGCAAAUACAUGAUUUCCGUCACUAUACGGGCACAGUUUCACAAACAAGUUUCUGCCGAGAUAAUAUGUAAUGAUAAAAUUGUAGGUAAAAUUAUGGCCGGAUAUGGCGCCAUCGACAAAGCAACGUCAUCAAUGACCGUAGCUGUAGAAGCCAGGCGGUAUGACGUCAUUUACGUGAAACAAAUGGCGGGAAAAGUUGGAGAAUACCACGGCAACGGAUGUACAACAUUUUCUUGCUCACUGUUUGAUUAGGUAUUUUGAAAAGCAAUACUGUAAAAUAUAUUUCUAUAUAAAAUUAUUUGCCGUGAUUAUACUGCUAAGCUAAACAAGACAUUCAUAAUAAAAUGUAAU